Bactrocera tryoni is the source of this 3013-nucleotide messenger RNA. Its product is annotated as zinc finger protein 184. Gene Ontology annotation, cellular component: nucleus. The transcript is spliced from 4 exons. Lineage: Eukaryota; Metazoa; Arthropoda; Insecta; Diptera; Tephritidae. The record is from RefSeq and is a predicted model, not a curated record. Gene Ontology annotation, molecular function: DNA-binding transcription factor activity, RNA polymerase II-specific; RNA polymerase II cis-regulatory region sequence-specific DNA binding. Gene Ontology annotation, biological process: regulation of transcription by RNA polymerase II. The coding region runs from base 1071 to 2753 and encodes 560 amino acids.
CAUUUGUUUAUUUCUCUCUCUCUUCUUUUUGUUCGGAAAAUGCUUUCGGCUGUGUAGGUGUUGGGGAUGAUUGUCCUACCAUAGUGAAAUGCAUACUUUUCGAUUGCAAAUUAUUUGGACGCAUACAGUUCUAUAUGUGUGCCGUAUGCCGUUAGGUGCUAGUGACUCUUAUUUCAGAGUAAGGCGUGUGUAUUUUAAUUUUUUCUUCUGUUUUGAGACUUCUACUGUGGAGAAAAAGCUUUACGUUAACAACCAAACAAGAAAAGAGAACGCGGAGCAUUAUGUGGGGAUGGGUCAGCCGGCAGGCAGCAGUGGUUUAUAUUGAUUGGGAUAGUGGCAAGGAAUAAAAACGAGUGGCUGAAAUAGUGCUCCAGUCUAAGCAUUUUCAAGCAACUGUCACUUUAAAAAUCACUGUUGAGUAGAAAAAAUAGCAUUGCAAAACGGUCGUAUCGGUGUUAUAUUGCUAGUCAUAUCCGGUGCAAUGCUGCUUUUCGGAUGGUUAUCGGUGCUCUUGCUAGCAGUUUUAUUCCUUUAUAACAGCACUGCUAUAAUCCACAUGAAUGGCUUAUUGCAUGCAAGAGGGUUUACUAAGAAAAAAAAUUGCAUUAAAAUGACAAUACUUUAUUGCAACUAAAUGCGCACAAAGCUGUGUAAACUGAAAUUAUUAAACCAUAACAAAUGAAAAAAAUCGUGCAAAUAAAUACAUAUACAAAAAUAAAGAAGCUAUCCGAGAAUGAAAAACAUGAUAAUAACAGAACUAUUGAGCCGAAUUGAUGUUUAAAAAAGUACAUAGGAAGUUCUCACAACCACUUCAAUUCCACGCACCGUACGCCGCACAUUAUGCAGGAUUGUUAUUACAUUGACGCUGUGCUCGACCAGUCACCGUGCAGAUCUUUGUGUGCGGUAUUCGAUGCACUUGGAGCUUUGGUGUUGUUUAAGACACCACAUCCAUUGGAAUCAAAGCGCUUAGUAUUCCCUAAAUUGACUAUUUGGAGUAGAACUCUCACUAUACGGGAAAGAAGUGAAUCCUUUACAGAAUUAUUCAAAAAUAACGUUAUUUUCGGAUCGCAAUGAACUUUUCACCAUUUGGUAAUACUUUCCCCGGUACAACCACUAUUCCUGGGUUGCCGCAGUUCACGACAACUGCAGCACCACAAGUUUCGACUGUAACCUCAGCGGCAGCGGUCGCCACUGUAACGUCGCAAGGAGCAACCCAGCAGGAGGAAACUGCCUCCACCAGCGCCCGCUACCAAACACAGCAGCAGCAGCCACAACAGCAACAGCAACAAUCGUCUGCCAACGUAAGUAUGACACACUUUAACCAACCAGCACUACCGAUCGCUGCUGGAACAACCGUCACCGCCAUACAUACAAAGUUCCGCACAUCGGGCGAUGAGCUGCAAGGGGAUAAAUACAACGGACAUUUGGUGACUAUAGAAACAGCAGGCACCAGCGGCGCACAGCAACAGCCACAAUAUGGUAACAUACGAACGUACACUACCCAACAGGCGGAUGAUAAACAUUUGAUUACAGCAGCUAUUGCGUAUCCACAAAAUACGAUUACCGCUUCGUCGUCAACGACAGCGGCAGCGGCAGGUGUAUCAGUCACAAAUGCUACGCAGCAACAUCAGCUGCAUGUUCAACAACAACAAGUGUCUGGACCACAAGAGUUAACACAGGACUUGUGCAACGCCAUUUUACAACAACAAGGUGUGGAUACAAAGCUUGUUCUACAAAAUACCUCAUGGCAAUCGCUAACACCAGGUACCACAGUAGCUGAUUACCUCUCCCAUCUUCCAGCAAACACACUACCAUUGUCGCUACAUCAUUUCCUCAAGUAUUCAGCCGAAACGAUAAAGAAAGAAAAUCAGGGUGUAGUACAAACGGGAGCACCUAUUGGCAUCAAUACCAUUGGCGGUACAACAACCAUUACAAUACCUCAACAACAAACGGAGGCGCAAAUACAGCAACAACAACAGCACCAAGGAGCAACAACAGUACACCUACAAGCAGAUGCGUCGACUAGCGACGCUGCUGCAAUGGCCCCAACCUCAGCUAUUAGUGCAACUAAUACAUCGAAAAAGAAGAAACGAAAAAAACGUCCUAAGGAUCGGAAGCCAAAAUUGAGACCUGGCGAAAUUCGGCUUACAACAGCUCUGGAUGGAAGCCCUUUAUAUUUGUGCCCCGAAUGCCAGGUUGCAUAUCCCGAGCCGGACUUGCUCGAAAUACAUUUGGUAGGACACAAUCUUGAGAGACGCUAUAUCUGCGAUAUUUGUCAGGCGGCCUUGAAGCGCAAAGAUCAUCUGACGCGUCAUAAACAGUCUCAUAAUCCAGAAAGACCUUAUAUAUGCACAGUCUGUUUAAAGGCAUUUAAACGGAAAGAACAAUUGAGUUUGCACUUUGUGAUACAUUCGGGAGAAAAACGUCACUUAUGUCACGAAUGUGGUAAAGGUUUCUACCGCAAAGAUCAUCUGAGAAAACACACACGUUCGCAUAUUGCACGCCGUGUAAAAGCUGAGCUUAGCAUGCAGAAUGAAAGCGAACAUGGAACGAGUAUGCUACAACCAAUCACUGUGGCAACAAUUACUGAGGUACAACCCCAGUCCUCAAGUUCGGCACAACAACAGCAUUCAAGUAAUCAGCAACAACAACAACAACAACAGCAGCAACAACAGCUCCAGCAACAGAUGCAUACACAACAAAUGCAACAUGUUGUGGUAACACAACAACAACAGCAACAAAUGCUUAAUUAGCCCAAUGGCGGCAAUGAUUUUUGUAAAGUCAGUUGAAAUUCAAUAUUGAUUAUUAGGAACUGCUGGAGACUAAAUUAAGAAAAACAAAAUUUUAAAAUUAUAACCUGCAGCUUUGCUGGGGUUUGCUCUAAAUUAUCUUUUUGAGUUUUUUUAGUAAUCGUAUUGUUAUAAACACGUCUAUUGAAAGAACUUGUGUGUAUUUUUGACCUAAUUAUGCACUUGCGAAACUCAUGAAAUAUAUUACUCUAUGCUUCAUGUUA